Molecule: messenger RNA, 3342 nt
Organism: Paramacrobiotus metropolitanus
Lineage: Eukaryota; Metazoa; Tardigrada; Eutardigrada; Parachela; Macrobiotidae
Product: protein argonaute-2-like
Exons: 13
Coding region: 209-2917 (902 amino acids)
Molecular function (GO): protein binding; RNA binding
Source: RefSeq, a predicted model, not a curated record
UGUAUUAAUUUCAGUUGAACAACGACUUUUAAGUGUUAACUCAACAAAUUUUAAUUCAUCGUCAGCAAGAUACCUAACAGUUUCACAUAAACUUCCGUCAAAUUGGGUUGUAAGCAGUGUAGCGAAUCUGGAUACUAGGACAGGUUGUGAUGAAGUGAUUCUACACUGCACGUGAUUCUUUGGCUUGACGAUCGACGAGGAAAAAGAAAUGGCAACGUCGGAGAAAGGAGGAGGCGAUGCAGGGGGCCAAAAGCUGGUGGGGGUGAAGCGUCAUCCGACCAGGGGCUUCGGGACUCUGGGAACACCCAUUGCGCUGUCGGCCAACCACUACAUGGUGAAAAUCCCCACUUCUGGCUACUUUUACCAUUACGAUGUGGAUAUGGUUUUUGAACGCGGCACUCCUGCUCCUGCCGCAGGAGACCAGAAGGGAAAGGGCAAGAAGCAGGGCACAAGAGAUCCCAACGCCGUCCCCAGAGCGCUGAAGCAGAAGAUUAUGGCCCUGUUUCUGGGUGCACCUAAUACGCAGAAGAUCCUCAACGGAUGCAGACCCGCGUACGAUGGAGAGAAGAACCUCUACACCAUCCGCGAGUUGAAGAUUGCACCGGAUCAGGACUUCUCCGAAGUGUUGACGGUUCCCAAGGAUGAAGAAGGAGGCGAACGACGGGUUAAGGUUACACUGAAGCCCUGUAAACCCCUGGCGAUAGCGUGGGCGGAAUUGAGCGAAUGCAUGGCCGGACGGCGCGAUGCAGUACCCAUCGUUGUGUUCCAAUGCAUCAACACCGUGUUUCGGCAGGCAGCGUUGUCGACCGCCACCAACAUCGCUAUCCGGCGAUCAUACUUCUCCCGCAAUUUGGCCCCUCCCGUUGAGCUCGGACAGGGCCGAUUUAUGUGGACCGGAUACUACUCGAGUGCUCGACCGACACAGUGGAAGGUUUUGCUGAACCUGGACAAAUCCCAUACAGUGUUCUACGGCCGUCAAAAAUUGCUUGAAUUCGUGUCUCAGUUUCUGAACAGUUCGCCCGCCAGCCUGAACGUCAGCCAGCGUAAAACACUGGAAAAAGAACUCAAAGGCUUGAAAGUGGAGACCAACCACGGCGGCGGCAUUCGCCGAGUUCGCAUAACUGGUAUCACUGACCAGACCCCCGAUAACCUGUUUUUCGAGCAAAAUGGACAGAAGAAAAGUGUGACGAAUUAUUUCAAAACAGAAUAUAACUUGGAUCUGCGUCAGCGCGGUUUGCCUUGUUUAAAGGUUGGUACAAAAGGGAGUCUGUUGCCUCUGGAAGUCUGCACCCUGAUCGAACAGAAAUGCGACAAGCGGUUGACAUCCGAGCAGACUGCAGACAUGGUGAGAAAAUGCACGCAAACAGCAAAUGAGCGCAAAAGGUUUGUGGAAAACACUCGGAGAAAUGGCGUCAGUUACGAUAGUGAUCCGACACUGAAGGAAUUUGGCAUUUCGGUCGAUAAAGAGAUGGUUAAAGUGGAAGGCAGGCAGUUGGAUGCGCCAACUUUGGCAGUCGGGGAUAAAAAGACCGUAAUGGUCAAAAAGAGCGACGGAACAUACGAUUCGCGAAGUAUCAAGUUUGCAGUGCCUGGGACGCUAAAAAACUGGGCUAUUAUUAGCUUGGUGGACGAAAAUCGUAUUGGUGUUAGGCCGUUCGUUGAAUCACUGGUCAUGAUGGGCAAACAGAAGGGGAUGACGAUUGAUUACCCGAAUCAGGAUACCUUGCCGAAAAAGUUUGACUGGCGAAAUCCGGAUUUCGUGCAGAUUAUGAAAGAGAUUGUCAAGAAUUUCGGGACUAACAAAGUGGAUUUGAUUAUGGUGCUAAUCAGUCAGGAUUUUCAUUAUGCCGAAGUUAAGAAAGCGGGUGACGUGAUUGUGGGAGUCCCGACGCAGUGCGUGAAAGGAUAUACGAUACAGAAAAAUGUUGGACCGAAACUGGGGCAGUUGGUCGGGAAUUUGCUGCUGAAAAUUAACACGAAAGUCGGCGGUAUCAAUGUUCAGGUGGCCAACUUUAUUAGCGUCAAAGAUCAACCUGUCCCGAAAUUCUUUGAACAUCUGAAACGAUUUGUUGCGCAGCCAACCAUCGUGUUCGGCGCCGAUGUCACCCAUCCGUCUCCAGGAGAAUCUAAAGAUAAGCCGUCGGUCGCCGCUGUUGUUGCGAGUCAUAAUAAGACGUUUACGGCGUACAGUGCCCGCGUAGGCGCUCAGGGUCAUCGCGUAGAAGUUAUGGAAGAUUGUCUGCGAGAUAUGAUUGCUGAAUUAUUGAUCGAAUUUCGCGUUCGCAAUAAUAACCAUAAACCGCAGAAGAUAAUCUUCUAUCGUGACGGGGUGUCUGAGGGACAAUUUGAACAGGUUAUGCUACAGGAAGUCCACGCACUGCAGGCAGCUUGCCGGAAACUGGAGCCAGGCUACCAGCCGCAUAUUACUUACAUUAUUGUUGGGAAACGCCAUCAUACACGAAUGUUCUGUCAGAACAAGAGGGAUGAAGUCGGGCGUGGCGAAAAUAUACCCGCUGGCACUGUGGUGGAUAAAGGAAUUUGUCACUUUUCGGAGCUGGAUUAUUUCCUCUGCAGCCAUGGAGGUUUGCAGGGAACAUCGCGACCGGGACAUUACAACAUGCUGUAUGACGAUUCGGAUUUCAGUGCAGACGAAAUCGAAUUAUUCUCCUAUUACUUGACAUACUGUUAUGCCCGCUGCAGCCGCAGUGUGUCUAUUCCGGCCCCUGCGUAUUACGCUCAUCACGUGGCUUUCCGCGCGCGUCACCAUCUCUCCGAUGAUGGAAUUGAAGCGAUCAGCACCGUCUCUUUGGGUUCGGGAUCGGAUCCAUCCAUUGACAUUCAACAGUUAAACAAAAAAAUCAAAGUGCACGACAACAUUAUGAAUCCAAAGGAAAAGAGCAACAUGUAUUUCGUUUAGUGAUGGAUUUGCCAAUCCUGUUGGACAGGGCCUUCAUUUACGAUUUUUUUAUUGAAAUGUAUUUUUUAUUCGUUAAUACAUCGAGAUAGUAGUUGUAAUGUUAAAAAGAAUAUUAGAAAUUAGUUUAGUCUUCAGUUUCUCGCUUUUUGGUGGCGGGUUUGAUGUUAUUACACUUCAGUUUGUACCUUAAAUUUAGUCUUUCUUCAACGCUGAUAUUUCUGCUCCAUUUUUCUUUCUAAACCGGUUCCUAAUGUGUGCCUUGCACGUCUUACUGGGAUGCUCUAUCUGACAAGUGAGUGUGCUAAUCUUUUGCUUUCGAUUUCUGUGCGAUUUUCUGCAUUUGAAUUUUGCGAUCGAUGUUUUGUAGCACGAAUUUUUUCUUUUUCUGGAUGCUAGUAAAUAUCUAAUAGAGUUAAGAAAGCCUA